Sclerotinia borealis F-4128 is the source of this 1836-nucleotide messenger RNA. Lineage: Eukaryota; Fungi; Ascomycota; Leotiomycetes; Helotiales; Sclerotiniaceae. The record is from the annotation of a GenBank genome assembly.
AUGAGAAUUGUCUACAAGAUCAAAGAACGAAGGAAAUACGAGAAUCCUCCUCCACCCCCUCCACCUAGAAGAUCUAUCCGUGGACCUCAAUCCGCCUUGACCGAUUUCCUUGCAUCUCAUAAUAUCAGUGCGAACCAAAUCCGUCAAGAUGCAAAUGCGCGUCGAGCUGCUGCACUCGCCUCACAACAAACCACUGAAGGAGACGAAAAUGAAGAUGAAUCGACAUCUGCUGCACCAGAAAUGGCUACACUCACCCGUUCCCGCCGAAAUGAGAGUGAAGGACAAAAGAAUAAGAGAAAGAAGGAUGAAGAGAAAGCAAUUGCCAAGAUCAAAGCCUCUAAAAGAUUUCAACGCCGAAAAGUAUAUGGAUCAGAUGAGGAUGUCUCCGACGAAGAUGAAGCUGCUCUUCGCUUGUUCAACGAAAGCAUGGCCCCUUUGCCAGAUCAAAUGGAGAAUUGUGAGGUUUGCGAGAAGAGAUUCACAGUCACAGCAUAUAGUCGAGCUGGUCCAGAUGGAGGUCUUCUUUGUCCGCAAUGUACAAAGGACUUGAACCAGGAAGAGGGACAAGUCAGGAAGAAACGAAAGACUCAAGCGGGUGCGCAGAGAAGAAAGAUUCAGAGCAAUCUUCUUGAUGCAAAAAAUGUCGACAUGGCCGAGGAUUUGGGAGAUCUACCGGAACCACUUAUGGAUAAAUUGUCUGCCAUACUCUCCAAGAGACGACUUUUGCGUUCCAAUACCUUGGACUUGUUCCUUCAGAAUGGCCGAGAAGUCGUCACCGUCUAUGAUGGAGCAUACUUGACCCCAGACGAUUAUAUACGAAUUUUCCAGGUCGUACCAACUAUCAAAUCCCUACGUAUUCGAUCCGGUGUCCAAUUCAAAGACAAAGUCAUGGAUCACCUUCUUGCAACUACUGUCAAACUCGAGCACCUCAGCCUAUCUGGCAGCAAUCUCAUCAGCGACGACUAUUGGAAUCGUUAUUUCACCGAGAAAGGUUCACAUCUUAAAUCUUUUAAGAUUUAUUACACAGAUGGUCAAUUUGGCGAUGAUCAAAUAGAUGUGAUCGCAAAGACUUGUCCAAAACUGACUCGUCUUAAAAUCUCCCACAAUCAAAAAGUUACCGACGCAGGUAUAUCUCACAUCUCCCGUAUCUCCACUCUUCAACACCUCGGACUCGAGAUCCAAAAGACCAAAAUCUCAACUCCUUAUGUUCAAAUCCUUGACAGCAUCGGACCUCAACUUCGCACUCUUUCCCUUGGCCGCGUCCACGAAAUAGAUGAUUCGAUUCUCAACGCUAUCCAUGACAACUGUCAAACCUUGAACAAAUUGCGCAUUACCGAUAACAGCGUCAUGACAGAUGCAGCCUUCGCACACCUAUUCACAAACUGGUUGAACCCACCCCUAUCCUUCAUCGACCUCUCCAAAAACCGCCACAUCGAUGCCGCCGUCCCCCGUGAUAAUCCCGACAACAUAGGUCUCUGCUCUCUAGGCUUCAAUGCCCUAAUGGCUCAUUCAGGUGCCACACUUCGCUACCUAGAUACCAAUUCCUGCCGUCAUAUCUCAUUACAAAGUUUCGAAAGUGCCUUCUCAGCUGAGAAAAUAUACCCGGAAUUGCAAGAAAUGAAUCUUUCUUUCUGUCAGGAAGUCGAUGAUUUCGUUGUAGUCAGUAUAUUUAGAACGUGUCCGAAAUUGAAGAAGUUGAUUAUAUUUGGUGAUUUCAAGGUGAAGGAUGUCAGGGUUCCGAAGGGAAGAAUUUUGAUUGGAAUGCCGAAUGCGAUGGGGAUGCAGAUUGAGGGGACUGGGGUGGAUGAGGGAGGUGCUGGGCAGAGUUCUUGGUGA